Molecule: messenger RNA, 5341 nt
Organism: Lytechinus pictus (painted urchin)
Lineage: Eukaryota; Metazoa; Echinodermata; Echinoidea; Temnopleuroida; Toxopneustidae
Product: FK506-binding protein 15-like
Exons: 34
Coding region: 9-4613 (1534 amino acids)
Molecular function (GO): peptidyl-prolyl cis-trans isomerase activity
Source: RefSeq, a predicted model, not a curated record
GUAACACCAUGCCAUGGUAUCGGAAGAAUAAUAGCGAUGGUUCACCCCGUCCUGCCGUGAACGUAACUCCGGAGGCCAUUUUUAAUGAGGGUUAUGGCAAGAGGACGUCUAAGUUAAGCUCCCUUUUUGGGAUGGACAAAACCAACAACCAAGGUGGCAAUGAGUCGCUGACAUUCACAGCACCCAAACAGCCAAAGAAAACCAAAGAUCAACAACUUCAGCAACAGCCCCAAGGCCAAGGAGGCCAGUCAGCAUUACUACUAGCAGUAGCAGUCCAUGCAUACAGAUUUUCAAAUGGCACAUAUAUCAAACACGGGAAGCUUGGUGCAGCUAUUCUGGGUAACCACACAGCGAACGAUUACAAGAUACUUCUUUAUAUCAGUAAACAACAGCAAGUCACACACGCAAGGAUAUCACCGACCUUUGCCUUUACAGUACAAGCAAACAACUAUGCAACAUUUUAUGAUGAACAGAGACAAAACUGGUCAAUAAUGUUUGAAUCUGAACAGAAUGCUAUAGACUUUGCAAAACAGGUUGGUCUAGCCAAGGUGAACAGCAAUGGUAGUCCAACCAAGGCCCUUGUCUUCCAAGAUCUUACCAUCGGUCUAGGAGAUGCGGUCCAGAGUGGCGAUUCUGUAGAGGUCAAAUACACAGGCUGGCUCUAUUCCAGCAGGUCGUUUGGAGAUGUAUUUGAUAGCAACACCAGUGUAGACAAACCAUUCCGCUUCAAGAUUGGCAAAGGCAAAGUAAUAAAGGGAUGGGAAGAAGGCGUAGUCGGUAUGAAGAAGAAUGGGCGUCGGUUACUCAUCGUCCCGCCCGCACUGGCGUACGGCAAGAAGGGGCUCGGUUCAAGGAUACCACCAAAUUCAACUCUCCUGUUUGAUGUAGAAAUAAAAAAGCUUAAAUUUUCAAGAGAAAAGGAGGAAAGCGGUUCACUCUCAUCAGAUGCUACCGAUGGCUUGAGGUCGGAGGAAAGGGUCGGGUCACCAAAGGUCGGAAGGUCAAGAGGAGAUGUCUCAAGUGACAAUGAAAGCAGAAUAAAACACAACAACAAUUCAGAAUCACAACUAUCAACGAGUCCCUCAUCGAGUAAGGCCAAACUGAUCUCCCGGAUGGCCAAAAUGGGACAGCCCAUGCUGCCGCUGUCUGGCGCCAUCGUAGCCCAUGACAGCACAGACUCAGAAGCAGAUGAAGCCAGUGUGUCUUCGGACACGGGAGGCAUGUCGCCCUCGUCAGGUCACCCCAACAUGAUGGCCAAGAAGGCCAUGAAGGUUCCCAAGAAGAUGCACAAUAACCACACCAAUAACUUCCAAUCCGACAUGGGCCACGGCAUGCACAACCAGCUCCCAAGGCCCGGUGACCCUGCUGUUUCAGAAAUGGUGGCAUUGCCUGAAAUUGAUGAUUCAAUCACCUACACAUCUCCUAAUAGAGGCCCAGCAAUGGAGGACCCUCCCAAAUUUGAAGAAUUCUCCGCCCCUACUACUGCUGGAAAGCCAGUUCACCAGGUGGCAAUAUAUAAUCCCCAGUCGGCCCACAACCAGUCCCAGGCCAUGCCCCCAGGCCAGGGCCAUCUAUCACAUCAAAACCAGGCCGGUGGGAUGGGCAUGCAACACGGUCAACAACAGCUACCGAACUAUCCCUUGCAUCAGCAACAGCAGCAGCAGCAGCAAUCUCAACAGCAACACACGUAUUACCAACCCCCACAACACAUCCCCACGCAGAAUCCAGGACAGACCCCCAUGCAGCAUCAGAUGUCGCCGUACCCGGGACUUGGCAACCAGCAAGCGCUCGUCACCCAGCAGCAGCUGACCGACAUGCAGAUGGUCCCCAUCGUGCUCUCGGAGGCCCGGCAGCACCACUCCGACAUCAGAACGGCAGUCGGGAAGGUAUCGGAUCGCAUCGAUGACCUCUGUAAAAAGGUCAAUGACAUUCAGACGACCCCAUCCCAGCCGGCGUUGCCUAGCAACCAGGCGAUGGAGGCGACGGUGUUGAUGUCGAACAUCUCGCGCAUCGUGCAGGAGAACGAGCGGCUCAAGGAGGAGGUUUACGACAAGAAUGCGAGGAUCGAGAAACAGAAUAACAAGAUUUCGGAGUUGCUACAAAAGAAUCAACUGCAUAAUUCCAAAGGAGUUAAUCAUGAUGGUCUACCUAAGAAGUACGUGGAACAGAGCAACUCCCUGAUGGAGAAGACCAGUGAUUCAUUUAAGAUGACGGCAACGCAGUCCCAGCAACGAGUCUUGGAACUCGAACAGGAGAAGGUCCAGAUGACCUCCGAGUUGAGCAAUGCGACCUCAAAGAUCAGUUCGCUACAGAUGGAGCUGUCCAAUGUACAACAGAGAGAGAGCCAGCUUCGUGCACAGCUGAAUGGUGCCAUCAACAACUCGCAUGAAAACAGGGGAGAGCUGGACCAACUCAGACAACAACUCAAAGAAAAUGACAAUAAGUACACUGAGGUUCUGAAGGCACUCAAGGAUGAGAGACAGGUCAAGAAACAGUUGGAGAACAGAGUCACUACCUUGGAGGAGGAACUGUCUGAGAUGAAGAUGGAAAAGGAUACAAUUGAAAAGAAUCUGUUAGAAAGGAAGCGAAAAGCAGCAGCUGAAAAACAGAAAUCAGAAGAGGAUGUAGAUGAUAUGAAAAGAUCAUAUGAGGAUGAAAUCUCACUAUUGAAGAGUAAAAUCAGGCACCAGAAGACAUCAACAGAUGCUGCUACAGCCGAACAGGUUGCCCAAGUGGAAAGGGAGCUUGAAACCCAAUGGAGGGAACGCUCUGAUAGACUCCUCUUACAAGCCAAAGAGAAACAUGAGAGAGAGAUGGAAGACACCAGAGACGAGAAAGAACAACUCAAGAGGAAAUUAGCUGCUACUGAAGCAAAGAUGCUUAACAUCCGGGCUAAUGAAGACAACAAAGAUGAUGUAGAAGGACUCAAGAAACAAGCCCAAGAAAUGGAAGUCUGGAAAGAGAAGUAUGACAGCCUCCACUCGAGUGCAGUGAGCAUGAAGGAACGAUACGAAACAAGGAUCAAGGAACUUAUACAGGAAAAAGCUGCUGCAGCCGCAUCGUCGGCCACCAUCGGACCAACGAACAUCGUCGAUGAGGUCAAGAAGGUCAUGAACAAUGUCUACCAUUCUCUACGAGGGGAGAUUGACACCAGCGAGAACUACAAGGGUGGUGAGGUCCUUAACAUCAUCAUGAACACCAUCAAGGUGACGAUGGUGAAGGUCAUGAAGGAAGCCGCUAAGAAGGCAGAACGAGCGGGGGAAGAGGAGAGCGAAGAGGAAAGUGAAGAAGAAGAAGAGGAGGAAGAAGAGGAAGAAGAAGAAGAAGAAGAGGAGGAGGAGGAGGAAGAAGAAGAGGAAGAAGAACCUGCCAAGGCGCCUGUGAAGGAGGCUGUCGCCAAAAAGGAAACUGCCGUUCCAACGAUGUCUGCCCCUCCCUCUGGAACCCCAGCUCCUCCAGCAGCACAGAGCACCAGCCCACCACCACCACCAACAAUAGUCAUUGAAGAAGUUGUACAGAGGGAGGAUGAACACGUGGUGGAAUCGACCAGACAACCUCAGGAGGAAGGAGAGGAGGAAGAAGAAGAAGAGGAGGAGAAAGAGGAAGAGGAGGAGAAAGAGGAAGAGAAGGCAGAGGAGGAGAGUGAAGGAAAGAAGGACAACAUUUUUCAGAAAGACAAAGCUUCCACCGAUCUCGCCCCGGGCGAAACAUCCACGAAACAGACUGAAGAGGCGGAGCGGAAAGAACAGAUACAAGAUGGAGAGAAGGACAAUGAAGAAGAAACGACAAAAGAAGAAGAUGACAACGAUAGAGGAUUGAGUGAUAGUACAAUGGUUGCGGAUAACAAAGCUUAUGCUGAACAGGAAAGAGAGAAGGAAGGAAGAGAGGAGGAUGAAGAGGAUGAUGAUGAGGACAGUGUCAAAGAUUCCAAGAAGGAUGAAGAUGAUGACUUCUGGUCUGCGGAAGGUUCAGAUGGGGAAGAUGAAGGUGAGAAACCCACCAUCGUGGAACCCUCUGGACCCCCCGAGCUACCCCCGGAACUACCUCCUCAGCUGCCUCCGGCCCAGGAGGAGCUACCGGGCAACCUAGACAUGGGAGACAAGCCACGAGCCUUGAGCAACAUCCCUGACCUACCGGCGGAUCUUGACGUGGAAGUGGAUGAGGAGGAGGAGGAAGAAGAGGAUAAUAAUGAAGAUGAGCCCGAUCCAUUCUGCCCGCCCGAACCUUCACCAGCGGAAGAGAAACAGGAAGAUGCUGAUGAUGAGGAGGAAGAGGAGGAGGAGGAGGAGAAUUCGGAUGCUGGUCCAUUACCCACUGUCUUGGACAGGGAGCCCCCUGAACUCCCCCCUGAGCUUCCCCCAGAAGACGAAGAAGAUAACACUAAGAAGGCCAAGACAAAGAAAGAAGACUUAAGUAGUGGAAUCUUCGGUGACGAUGACGACGACGAUCUCUUCUCCAUCCCUGUAUCAUCCACGAAGAAAGCUACCAAAAAGAAGCCCACCCCAGCAAAGAUGUCAGCUAAACCAGCUGAAGAUGAUGACCCCUUUAAACCUGGACCACCCCCGCCCCUCUUUGGAGAUGAUGACGACGAUGACCUAGACUGGAUUAGUUGAUCCUGUAGGUUAAUCUUAAUCCUAAUCCAUUCAAUCUCUCCAGUAUUUUGCAAUAUUAGUACAUGGACAAUAUCCUCAGUCACGAUUAUUUUUGUUUUUAAUACCAUGAAUCGUUGUAUAAUAGUUAAUUAAGUGGAUUUAUGAUUGUGUGUCUUAUUAUGGUAACAAAAACAUGGUAAAAUCACACAUUUACCUUUAAUUUUUGAUAAUUUUCCACCUACAUGUAUAUGAAUAUCUAUGAAAUCUUCAUUUGAAAGUAUACAUGUAAAGAAUAUAUUGAUUUUCGAAAUUGCACUUUCUGAACUUACAUCAAGGCAGUAAACCACUGCAAGCAUUGACUUUGGGUCGUGGAGAUAUACAUGUAAAGUGAAGAGCAAUUAUGAAGUGAUAAAAUCCUUUUUAUUUUCAAUAUUAUUCAUGAUAUAAUAAUAAUAAUAAUAAUAAUAGGCAUUUAUAUAGCGCCAUCUAUCUUGAAAUAUUCUAUUCCGAGGCGCGUUGUUAUUAUUAUUAUUACCCCGGCUUUAGCUCGAGCUGCCUCUCAGCGCUCAUGCAUUCAAGGAAUUAAUCCUGCCGGGUACCCAUUCACCUCAACUGGGUGAGGUACCAUUAAUUUCAAUCAAUUCUAAAUCAUUUAUGAUCCCUAGACAUAUGUGCUUGGUAUUAGCGAUCAUGUAUAUUGUUUGAUUAUCUCAGUACUUUUUCUUCAAUUGUUUAAAUUGAUUUUUUUU